AUGGCAACUACUACGACGACUAUUAGUACCACCACAACUGCAAGUACUACACUUGUUUUCGAUUCUGGUGAUAAUGCAUGGAUGAUGGUAUCAACAGCGUUUGUUUUAAUGAUGACACCUGCUUUAGCUUUUUUUUAUGGUGGUCUUGUUGAUAGAAAAAAUAUUCUGAAUCAAUUAUUUCUAUCAUUUGUUUGUAUGGGAAUUGUAUUUGUUCAAUGGGUUCUAUUUGGAUUCUCAUUUGCAUUUGGUUCACCAGUUAGCGCUGGUUUUGGUUCAUUUGCUGAUUCAGCAUUAAGAUUUGGACAACGUUUAGAUGAUUUUUAUAGUCCAUCUUAUCCAUUAUUAACAUAUGCAGCAUAUCAAGGAACAUUUGCAAUUAUUACACCAGCACUUAUAUCAGGAGCAAUUGUUGGAAGAAUGAAAGUAAUUCCUUAUAUGAUAUUUAUAGUAAUAUGGACAACUUGUUGUUAUGAUCCAUUGGCACAUUGGGUAUGGGGUAGUAAUGGAUGGUUAAAACAUUUAGGAACACUAGAUUUUGCUGGUGGAACAGUUGUACACAUAUCAUCUGGUGUAUCUGGUUAUGUUGCUUCAGCAAUCUUAGGAAAACGUGUAGAUUAUAAACCGCAUGCAUCCAAUGCUCAUAAUAUUCCAUUUACAGUUCUUGGUACUUGUUUAUUAUGGGUUGGUUGGACUGGAUUUAAUGCUGGUUCAGCUAAUAUAGCAAGUGGUUUAGCAUCAUUAGCAUUAGUAAAUACAUAUGCAGCUGCAGCUGCUGGAUUAGUAACAUGGGUUAUAAUUGAUGCUAUUCGUGGUCAGGUAUCAGUAUCUGGUGCAUGUAUUGGUCCAGUUGUUGGUUUAGUUGGUAUAACACCAGCAUGUGGUUUUGUUCAACCUGGUUGGGCAUUAUUAUUUGGAAUAAUCCCAACAAUUAUUAUUUAUUUUCUUCUUCUUUAUAAACAUCAUUCGAUAUUUGAUGAUACUUUAGAUGUUGCUGUGGUUCAUGGUUGUGGCGGAAUUAUUGGUGCAUUUAUGACAGGAUUAUUUUGUCAAUUAUCAAAUAAUCCAGCUGGUGCUGAUGGAGCUUUCUAUGGACAUCCAAUUCAAAUGUGGUAUCAAAUAGCUGGCAUAUUAACUGCUGUUGGUUUUGCUGCUACAUGUACAACUGCAAUUCUUAUUCCAUUAAAAUAUACAAUUGGAAUUCGUUUAUCACCUGAUGAAGAAAUGAGAGGACUUGAUUGGAUUGCUCAUGGUGAAAAAUGGGCACAAGAUGACAAACCAGGUCAAGCAAUAACAACAACUGGAAUACCAGUGAAUAAACGUCAAAAUCCACCAUAUACAAUUCAAAAUAAUUGGAAACCAAAUAGAAUUUCAUCUCGUUCACGAUCUAUUCAUAAACCAAACAGUUUAGGUCAACUUCGAUCAACUAUAUCACAAAGUAGAUAUAAUGCAUCUCAAUCACAAUCCGACAAAAAUAUCCAACCAUCUUACACAUAUAACUCAUCUUUACCAGUUUAA
Adineta steineri is the source of this 1515-nucleotide messenger RNA. The record is from the annotation of a GenBank genome assembly. NCBI's taxonomy places the organism in Eukaryota, Metazoa, Rotifera, Eurotatoria, Adinetida, Adinetidae.